CAUGCGCAUUUUAGUGCAUUGUGCUGUGGCUACUCACAUUGAAAACACUUAAGGUGUAUCUUACUGGAGGUUAAGUUCUAAACAAACAUAUUUAGAGAUUUAUUUUAAUCAAUAUUUAUUUCAAGGCAUACAUGGAUUGAAUAUCUACUCAGAGCUAUUCACAUCACAACUAAUCUUUUUACGAUAUGGCGGAGAGUACAAGUAGCAGUGCGGCGAAUCUUCCGCCCGGAGACCCACAGCUUAUAAACAUGAUUGUUGAGCAUCUGAAAAACCGAGGCCUCUUCGAUGAGUUCAGACGAGACUGUCUUGCUGAUGUUGAUACAAAACCAGCCUAUCAGAAUUUACGCCAGAAAGUGGACAACUUUGUGUCCAAUCAUCUGAGCACUCAGGAUUGGAACCCCUCAAUCAACAAGAACCAAGUGCGAAAUGGUCUAAGACAGACUGUUGUACAAUCAGGCAUGCUGGAAUCUGGGGUGGACCGGAUUAUCACACAGGUGGUGGACCCUAAACUGAACCACAUCUUCCGGCCACACAUAGAAGAUGCUAUUCAUGGCUUCCUAGACAUGAAAGAAGAGGGUGGCUCUAACGCUAUGACAUCAGAAGUGGAGCCACAGGAUGUCAACAAUGCAGCCCCUAAAACACCAUGAGGUGUGAUUCUCUGGAAACUGACUGGUUUGUGCACCUGAGCAGGCUAUCUGCCAGCGGUUUUUGGCUGCCGGUAUAGUUUGCCAUAUUGCUGAAAGUUUUGCAGAACGUCGUAUGACGGGAGAAUUUGUAUCCGUUAACUGGAACGAGGGAAGCAGCUUUAUUUGAUUCACAAUUUCAGGGUAUGAGGUAUUCUGUCAGAUUUUCAUAACAUACUUGAAAUUCUCCCGGGGGUGUGUGUUUGUAAUUAUGUGUGCGAACUGAGUGGGUGAACAUUACUUUUUUGCUAUGCAGCAAUAAACGCUAUAGGAUUUUUAGCAUGCCACCUGAACUAAUUUGGUCUCUGAAAUGGUCUGAGCAGAACUCUCACAAGACCACCUAUCUACAUCAGACCAUUUCAGGCCAAAUAUCCUAGAACUCUGCUCUAUGUGCCUGGGACAGUCCUCAGACACAUGACUGGAGGCCUGCCCUAGUGUAUGGAGGAUAGCGAAGAUUGUGAUUAUGUCUUUGUCUCCAGACAAGGUGUGUAUGAAUUAAAACUAUCAAUGGUACGAACUUUUGUAUUUGCUCAACAACAAAAGACUAAUCUACACAAAUGUGAACUGAGGAAGGACUCUGUAUUGUGUGAGUGUGUACUUCAGCUUUCGGAGAGAAGAAAUCUUUUCAUCAUUUUUUUUUUCUGUCUCUGUAUGCACAGUCAAAAUUACAACAUGUCUUCUACUCUUGAA
This is a messenger RNA of Alosa alosa (allis shad), 1373 nucleotides long. It is a transcript of the gene bod1, whose product is annotated as biorientation of chromosomes in cell division 1. The record is from RefSeq and is a predicted model, not a curated record. Lineage: Eukaryota; Metazoa; Chordata; Actinopteri; Clupeiformes; Clupeidae. Bases 186 to 647 code for a protein of 153 amino acids. The transcript is spliced from 3 exons.